Messenger RNA from Botrytis deweyae, 1263 nucleotides. RefSeq lists its product as uncharacterized. Gene Ontology annotation, biological process: L-arginine biosynthetic process; urea cycle. Bases 1 to 1263 code for a protein of 420 amino acids. Gene Ontology annotation, molecular function: ATP binding; argininosuccinate synthase activity. NCBI's taxonomy places the organism in Eukaryota, Fungi, Ascomycota, Leotiomycetes, Helotiales, Sclerotiniaceae. The record is from RefSeq and is a predicted model, not a curated record. Gene Ontology annotation, cellular component: cytoplasm. The transcript has 2 exons.
AUGAGUAAACAAUCCAACGGCGUUAAGCUCCCGCGGCCAGCACAAAAGUUUGAGGAUGUGCUUCCCCUCCCUCUCUCCAUGCAACAUAGCAAACCUAUCGAAAGUUUUGCGGACAUUGCGAAGCUCGAUGAUAGAGAUACUCCCGUUGUCACCAUGUUCAGCGGUGGUCUCGACAGCACAUAUUUGCUCCUCAGACUCCAAGAGCUCGGCUUUACAAACAUCCACGCUGUGGCAGUAGACGUUGGGGCUCCUGUCGAUGUGGACGGGCUUACCAAACACGCUGCUCACUUCGGCGCCCAGUUCAAGUGUCUCGAUGGUCGCGAGCUUUUUGUUAGAGAUGGUGUUAUGCCAGCUAUUCGUGCUCAUGCAAUGUACUUGGGACAGUUCCCCAUUAGCAGUUCGCUCACUCGUCCGAUUAUCGCGCGUCUGGUCACCGAUUAUGCUAAGUCUGUGAACGCGGGCUUGCUGCUCCAUACGGCCAAUUUGUCGCAGAAUAGUUUGCCUCGACUCAAUAACUUUAUUCGACGUCUUGGUUACCCUGGAAAGUUCGGGAGUCCCUAUCCUCAAUCUGUCAUCUCGCGAGAGAAGAAGGCUGAAGAGCUUUCGGUAGCUGGCUUGUCCAUCAUGUCUGAGCGUAAGCUUAGCGGUGAUGAAAAUCUAUGGUGUCGGGAGUUUGAGGACGGCCCGUUGGGUGAUCCAGAGGGUUUCUCUAUCCCAGAGAAUGCUUAUGAAUGGACAAGACGCUACAAAGAGCACGCGACACAAGAGCUCACACUUGGUUUCGAAGAUGGAAACCUCAUUUCCGUUGACGGGAAAAAGCUCCCUCUUAUUCAGGCUAUUGCGCUUCUCAACAAUGAAGUAGGAAAAUAUGGUCACGGUCGAUUUGUAGGGCUUGAGCCUCUUAGCACCGAUCACAAGGUUCUCGAGAUCCGCGAAGCUCCUGCUGCUGCCAUCAUCAUGGAUGCGCUUCGACAUCUCGAGAUUGCCACUUUGGAGACCAAAACGCUCGAGUUGAAGCAGCAGCUGGAACAGAAGUGGACUCGGGAAGCUAUUGCUGGGCAUUGGGGUAGCGCGUGUCAUACCAUGUGUGAGGUCGCUAUUGCUGCAUCUUUGAAUGGGGUUGGUGGUACUGUCACGUAUGUGAUUGAUUCUGUGCGUUUUCUGCCUUGUGCUAUCAAGGCGCAGAAUCUUUGCUAUGUGAGGGAUCGGGAUCAAUGGGAACAGGCUCAGCAAGUCCUUGGGGAGGUUAGAAGUAUCACGUAG